Messenger RNA from Leishmania major strain Friedlin, 1179 nucleotides. RefSeq lists its product as hypothetical. The record is from RefSeq and is a predicted model, not a curated record. Gene Ontology annotation, biological process: coenzyme A biosynthetic process. Gene Ontology annotation, cellular component: nucleus; cytoplasm. The transcript has a single exon. The coding region runs from base 1 to 1179 and encodes 392 amino acids. Gene Ontology annotation, molecular function: phosphopantothenate--cysteine ligase activity. NCBI's taxonomy places the organism in Eukaryota, Euglenozoa, Kinetoplastea, Trypanosomatida, Trypanosomatidae.
AUGUUCUCACCUCGCACGCACGCACACACACACACACACAAUUGCAAAAUACCAUCGUCAUCACGCUCGUCUCUCAUCGCUGCGCACGGCUCUCUUCCACGUUCUCUACCUCGCACAAGUGCUGCGAAGCGCAUCAUCGCCUCCGCCCCUGUCCGCCGCAACGGGAUGAUCAACAUGCAGAAGAAUGUGGACGCCUUCUACGCCGAGAACAUGCCAUCCGAGGCCCAGGCACAGCUGUCGGCCCACAAGGACACCCUCCUCGCAUUCCUUGAAGGUGUGGCUCGGUCUUACCCUGACUGCCCGGGUAUCACCUUCAUCACGAGCGGCGGCACGACCGUGCCUCUCGAGGUGAACGCCGUCCGCUUCAUCACGAACUUCAGCAGUGGCGGCCGCGGCGCACACCUCGUUGAAGCGUUGGCAGAGCGUGGGUGGGCCUGCCUGUUGCUGCACCACCGCACCGCCAUUAUGCCCUUUCGACGCGUACUCGGUACGCUUAGCACUGAGCAGCUCUUUGCGGCCGUGGCAUCCCCGUCUGCGCCCAGCGCUCCCGGCACGGGCUCGGCAUCGACAGCAGGCGCCGAGUCCACGCCGGCAGCAGCGUCCAAGGCUGAGUUGCAGCGCGUCGCCGAGCUCUACUACCGCACGAAGGGCCUUGUUCACUAUGUCGCCUACGACACUGUCGUCGAGUAUAUCUUUCUCCUUGAGGUCAUCUCACGCACGCUAUGUGGCACCGCUGUGCCACAGGUGCUGCAGCAGCGCCCGUGCUUGUUCUUCGCGGCGGCCGCCGUGUCGGACUACUACGUGCCACUUCCCAAUAUGUCAAGGGAGAAGAUCAGUGGAGGGGAUGGGCUGACGCUGCAUCUGUCCAACGUGCCAAAGGCUCUACUGCUGCUGCGGGAAGAAUGGCUGCACCGCGCAGCACCAGACGCGACGCAGCCGCUCGUCGUCACAUUCAAGCUCGAAACGUGUGAGGAGACUAUGAAGCGCAAGGCGAUCAGCAACCUGCACGCGUACCGCUGCGACGCCGUCGUGGCGAACGUGCUGCAGAGCUACAAAGAGUGGGUGCUGGUCUACACGAAGAACGGCGACGACAGCGCGCCGGUGCUGGUGCGGCGGGGGGAGGGAAAGACGAUCGAGGCCGCCCUCUGCGAUCUACUUAUUUCCCUCUUGCGGCCGUGA